Messenger RNA from Arthroderma uncinatum, 2775 nucleotides. RefSeq lists its product as uncharacterized. The transcript has 5 exons. Gene Ontology annotation, biological process: phosphate ion transport; cellular response to phosphate starvation. The coding region runs from base 1 to 2775 and encodes 924 amino acids. Lineage: Eukaryota; Fungi; Ascomycota; Eurotiomycetes; Onygenales; Arthrodermataceae. Gene Ontology annotation, cellular component: Golgi apparatus; plasma membrane; cytoplasm. Gene Ontology annotation, molecular function: inositol hexakisphosphate binding. The record is from RefSeq and is a predicted model, not a curated record.
AUGAAGUUUGCAAAAGACCUUGAACGGGAGCUGGUUCCUGAAUGGCGGGCGAAGUAUCUAAACUACAAGAGCGGGAAGAAAAAAGUCAAGGCCAUCGCGAGAGCUCUUAGACAUGUCGAACAGGCAUCAUGGACCCCCGGAAGACGAAGAUUCAGUCAACUCAGCACGACACGUCGAGAUUCCCUUCAGUUCCCGCUGACACCGACUGAGAUAGCUGGGCUCGGCAAUGUAACACAGCGUCAUGUCGGUGAUUCCGCCAACUUGGAUGCGCCAGAACGGUCGCCUCUUCGAACUCCGGCAUCUCGAUUCGAUCAGGCAGAGGGAUAUGGCAGUAUUGUCCCGCCACGGGCAAGCCGGAAUGCCUCACCAUCCUUAGUUCCUGCGUCACUGAAGCUUCCAGAGCCCGCCAUCGACCCGGACGACACAUACUUUACUCCUCGCAACGAAUCUGCCACUUUACACAAAGAUGACCUUCCAGCAGCUAGUACAAACACACAGACGAACCCUAAGCGGGGGCAAAGUGCGCAAUCUCGACGAGGGCAGGCGCGAAAACAGAUUGGAGAUCGGAGGCCUACUGUUGGAACACCUGGGCCGAGACCUUCGUUUAUACACCGGAUCUUCUCGUCCUAUCCAGAAUACGAGCCUUCCAAAGCCCAAGUCCCCGCGCAUGAACAAGCUCUGGCCGAGCUGAGGACUAAGGAAACUGAAUUCUUUGCCUUUAUGGACAAGGAGCUCGCAAAAAUCGAAGCAUUUUACAAGUUAAAGGAAGACGAAUCGACAAAUCGACUGAACGUGCUUAGAGACCAGCUCCAUGUCAUGCGCGACACUCGCAUGGAAGAGCUUAGGAUGAAGAAGGACCGUCUCAAAUCUGAAGCUAAUGGAAACUCCCACGUUCCCAAAGCCCCAGUCGCCCAGACUGCCGCUAACUGGACCAGGCCACUAACUCGUAGCAGUAGAUCCCAUAUGGGGAAGACUACAAAGGCAAUGACACAACUGGCAACACCCAGAGGCCCGGUUCCGAGGGCAAUGGCCGACGAACAGAGAGAUUUCGUAACUCGCCCGGACUACCAAGGUGUACCUUACAACUCCGCAAAAAGGAAACUUAAACUCGCCCUCUUGGAGUUUUACCGUGGCCUAGAGCUGCUUAAAUCCUAUGCAGACUUGAACAGAAAGGCUUUCCGGAAGAUGAACAAAAAAUAUGACAAGAUGUCAUACUCUCGGCCGACGGGCAGGUAUAUGACUGAAAAGGUCAAUAAAGCAUGGUUCGUUCAAAGUGAUGUUGUCGAGAACCAUCUUGUUGCGGUUGAAGACCUGUAUGCUCGAUACUUUGAGCGAGGGAACCGCAAAGUGGCUACCCGUAAACUACGAGGGAAAGCGAUGAGAUCAGCGGAUUACUCCCAGAAUUCGUUCCGUAGCGGGUUGCUACUUGCUGCUGGUCUUGUUUUUGCUGCCCAGGGACUUUCCCAUGCUGUUGAACAUCUAGUAGAUGAUGAUCUCGGCAGGAAGAUCGAAACCAGCUAUCUUCUUCAGUGGAGAUUACUCCUUGCAGGGCUCUAUCCUGUGGAAUUCAGAGACUUCUUUCUGGGGGACAUGUAUUGCUCACAGACGUACGCCAUGGGGAAUAUCGCACUCUUCUUUUGUCUAUACGCAAAUAAAUGGGGCGACCCACCCAUGUGCAAUUCCUCUCACUCCCGCGCACUUGGGUUCGUUACUACGGUACCUUCAAUAUGGCGUGGCUUUCAGUGUCUUCGCCGAUAUUACGAUACCCGCAACGCCUUUCCCCACCUAGUCAACUUUGGCAAAUACUCCUUUUCAAUCCUUUACUACCUAACUCUCAGCUUAUACCGGAUUGACAAGUCGGAUACUCUAAGAGCUAUAUUCAUUACCUUUGCGUGUCUCAACGCCAUCUACUCGUCUGUCUGGGACUUGGCUAUGGACUGGAGUCUAUGCAACCCUUACUCUAAGAACCCGUAUUUACGUGAUUUCCUCGGCUUCCGACGUCGAUGGGUAUACUACGCCGCCAUGGCAAUCGAUCCCAUACUGCGAUUUAACUGGAUCUUAUAUGCGAUAUUUAUAAACGACAUCCAGCACUCGGCGGUGCUAAGUUUUGCCGUUUCGCUAUCCGAAGUAUUCCGCAGAGGAAUAUGGACUAUCUUCCGUGUCGAGAACGAGCAUUGCACCAACGUCGGCCGGUUUCGAGCUUCAAGAGACAUUCCACUGCCAUAUGAUAUGUCAGUCACACAGUCUGACGAAGAAGCUCUUCCUUCCAUCCCCCCAGCAUCCACCACAUAUACGCAAGGCCCAGCUAAACCCUCGCCUCCUCACCCCCUUGGCCGCCUGUCAACGGGUAAAACCACAGCUCUCACGGGCGAUAACUCGACACUUAUGCCUGAUCUUGAGAACGGGGAAGGCGCAGAUACCACUAGCUCGCUUCGGCGUAGACGCUUCUCGCGCGAAGAUAAUGGCCCUCCUAGCGGAACGCUGGCUCGAGUGGGCAGUAUGUUAGCCAACGCGCAUGCGCAGGACUUUGAACGAAAGAAACGACCUGGUAUGAUUGAUGAUGAUGGUAAAGAACAGCGAAAUAAUUCUACUAGUACUGACGAGGAUGAGGAGGAGGAGGAAGAGGAAGACGAGAACGAAUCUAAUGGGGAAGAAUACGGCGGUCAGAUAUCAGAAGAGUCUGAUCAAUCUGCGUCUCACGAUAAAGGGAAGAGUAUGCUUGGUGACCCGUGUAAUUCAGGUAAUUAUGGGGGCUCACGACGUCACGGGAGGUAG